Trifolium pratense (red clover) is the source of this 1794-nucleotide messenger RNA. RefSeq names its product cathepsin 7-like. The transcript has 5 exons. The record is from RefSeq and is a predicted model, not a curated record. The coding region runs from base 726 to 1463 and encodes 245 amino acids. Gene Ontology annotation, cellular component: lysosome. Gene Ontology annotation, molecular function: cysteine-type endopeptidase activity. NCBI's taxonomy places the organism in Eukaryota, Viridiplantae, Streptophyta, Magnoliopsida, Fabales, Fabaceae.
AGAAUUAAUUAAUUGCAUGUACUAAUAGGAAUUAAGGAAUUUAAGUUCUAACUUUUGGGUUAUGAAAAAGGGGGUUCAUGGUAGAUAGUAAAAUUAGUGAAUAAAACCAUGAAGUUAGAGUUAAUAAUUAGUUAGAAAUACUUUCCCCAUAACUAUAAUAUGAUACCAUAUUCAUUUUAUGUUCUAAUGUGUUGAGAAUGUAAGCUUUUGAAAGAAAAUGGAAGUUAAAACGUGUUUUUUCCAAAUCUGGGUUGUUAUUGCAGCGCACAGACUUUGAACCUGUGCAAAAGGUCAUGCACUGGUCCAAAUACAAUGCUGGAACAGGUUUUUAAAAGCUGCUGUAUUUGAACCGGUGCAAAAAGCCCAGUUUUCUAUUUUUGAGCCGGUUGCACCAUAGCAUAAAAUAAUUAUUUUUAAACUUUCUCAACGCAUUAGACACCUUAGAAAUGAUAAUUGAACCCUGAAUCAACGUGCUAUCAUAAGAAUUAAGAUUAUUAGGUACUUAAAACUAGUAAAUUAGUAUGGGAUUUGGGAAUAAACUUAAAUAAUUCAUUGCUUAAGAAAGAAAAUGUAAAUGGGUUUGGGACAUUGGUAGCUAGAUUAUCUAUAAGCGAGACAGUUACUAGUGUCCCUUUAUUUAGUUUGAGCAGGAUAUUUUAGUUGAUCAUUAUACUUGAAUUCUGGUACAUACAUUAUUAUGUGCUGAUUAUAAUUACAUUUUCUACAUGGUCACUGGGACGCCACACGAGCUUCGUAUUAUAGUCAAUCGCGUUUGUUGGAUUUCGCAUUAUAGGAAUCCACAUGGUAAUUUAAUUAAUAUGCGAGAAUCAUGCUUCGCCUUUGUCGUGUUGGGUGUUAUGGAGUCACUUUACGAGAAGAAGAUCUUACUCUCAUGUCAAGAUGUAUUUAAUCACUUGACGAAACCAAGUGAAAAGGAGAAGGACAAAGUGAAAGGGGCUUCAAUUAAAGAUACCUUGGUGUGGAUUAGGGACAAUGGCUGCAUCUUGGAACGUGACUGUCCUUAUGAUUUUGAUGGAAAGGUCACUCCAUUUGAAUACAAGCGCAAGCCAUGCCUUCGUGUGCAAACUUUUUUUAAAAUGGAAAUCCCUUUAAAACCAAAUAAGCGCCUUGAAAAAGAUCUGGAAUGGGAGAUACAACAGGGACCUCUGGCUGCAGAAAUGCUUUGGCUUCCGGGGAUGGAAAGAAUGACUGGAGAGGUAUAUUCUGGACCGGUAGAUGAAACAGUUUUUGAGAAAGCCGAAAAACAUGGAGUCAUGCUGGUUGGAUUUGGGGAGACGAUCAAGAAUAACAAAUUGAUCAAAUUCUGGAUAAUCCAGAAUUCGCAUGGAGAAAAGUGGGGCGAAAAAGGAUUUGGAAGGAUUAAUAGAGCACCAUGCCACGGGAGACUGUUGAUUUAUUCAGCUUGGGUUAUUCGGGGUGUUACGGAUAUUAUGGACAAAUAAGUCUAAGGUGACAUUUUUUUUAUUCGGGGUGUCAAGUUUUUAUGGUAAUGUUAGGAUGUUAGUUAAAAAAAGAACUAGGAUGUUAGUUAAAAAGAAGAAUUAAAUGUUAGGACUGCUUCUAUUUUUAUGUUUAAGAAUCCUUUGUUAGGACUAUUUCUAUUUUGCGUUGUUUAAGAAUUAUUAUAUGUUAGGACUGUUUGUAUUUUGUGUCUAAGAAGUAAAGCAACAAAGAAUUGUUUCUUUUUUUGCUAGAGUUAUAUGUUGUGCUGUAAGUAAUGCUGUUUGUAACAUCCUCUAUUUUAAUUAAUUAGAAUCCCGUAUUUCAAUUUAA